AUGCAACGCGUAAAGCAACUUGCUGCACAUUUUACAGGCACAGACUCUGCGUCUGGCUUGCCAUUACUUGAAAGUAAACGUCCUGACGAUGUCGUCAUCACUUUGGCCAUUCGUUCUCCUCUAUGUAAAGCGAAAAAAGGGGGCUUCAAGGAUACCCGUACUGACGAGCUCAUGCUUGAAAUGUUCAAGCAUGUCGUGUCUCGUUCGGGUGUGGAGCCAGGUGCUAUUGGCGAUGUCUGCGUGGGGACCGUCUUGACCCCGGAUGCGGCAUAUUAUGCUCGAGCAGCCAUGCUUGCUGCUGGAAUACCCGACACAGUACCAGUGCAAAUCGUAAACCGAUUCUGUUCGAGUGGUCUAAUGGCUGUAACGACUGUUGCAAAUCAAGUUCGUUCCGGUCAGAUCAAGAUCGGUCUAGCUAUAGGCGUUGAAAGCAUGUCAGAAAACCCAGACAAGGGAGGACCUACUUUCAGUGAAUUGAUAUCGUGCAAUGCAGCGUCACAAGAUUGUCAAGAACGAAUGGGCUGGACAAGUGAAAACGUCGCUGCUGAGUUCAAUAUCACCAGGGAUGAACAAGAUACAUUCGCAGCGGAGUCUUUCAAGAAAGCCGAGGAGGCCCAAAAGCGCGGCUAUUUUGCGGAGGAGAUCGUCCCAUUUACAGUCCUCCGAAAAAAUGCUGGCUCUGAUACUAGGGUCCCCGUGGUCGUUGAAGAGGAUGAUGGCAUACGCGCUGGAACUACCAAAGAGAAACUUUCUAAAAUCAAAGCUGCAUUCCCACAGUGGGGCAACGGGACGACUACUGGUGGAAAUGCUAGUCAAAUCACAGACGGUGCUGCUGCUAUCCUUGUCAUGACCAGAGCAGAGGCGGAGAAGCGAGGUUUGCCUAUUCUUGCGAAGCAUAUCACCACCGCUGUAGCAGGUGUACCACCUCGAAUCAUGGGUGUUGGACCUGUAUACGCUAUUCCUCUAGCUCUCGAGAAUGCAGGUUUGCAAUUAUGCGAUGUAGACCUUUUCGAAGUAGGCAAUCUCGCCCAUGCGUGGUUAAUACAAGGCACGAUAACCUGA
Messenger RNA from Psilocybe cubensis, 1062 nucleotides. RefSeq lists its product as uncharacterized. Lineage: Eukaryota; Fungi; Basidiomycota; Agaricomycetes; Agaricales; Agrocybaceae. The coding region runs from base 1 to 1062 and encodes 353 amino acids. Gene Ontology annotation, biological process: fatty acid beta-oxidation; phenylacetate catabolic process. Gene Ontology annotation, molecular function: acetyl-CoA C-acyltransferase activity. The record is from RefSeq and is a predicted model, not a curated record. Gene Ontology annotation, cellular component: peroxisome. The transcript has 4 exons.